AUGCUUAAGCUGUCUUUGGAGAACAUCCAAACUGGAGCAUCCGUUCAGAUCGGGAAAACAAUUCUUGACAACCUGCCAUCCGCACAGAUUUAUUCGCGUUAUUGUGUCGGUCAAUCCUUCGCACUACUCCAUCUAACACGCCUUAUCUCUGCUGAUGACCAUUUAGCCCAAUAUUUGGUAGACUGCCAACAAAAGACCCGUCUUCGCAUGCUACCGCUUUCUUCUUAUCUCGUCAAGCCGAUGCAGCGCCUGACGAAAUACCCUUUGCUUGUACAUAAUAUUCUGAAGGCCUUGCUACCUGACGACAUUGGCCGCGAUGCUCUUGAAUGUGCCUACCAGCGUGUACUUUCCCUUCUUAAGGAAAUUAAUGAGGCUGUCCGAGUCCGCGAGAGCUGCCGCCAGCUGGCCUGGCUACAGGACCAUUUACAUCCGCCUGUGGUUCGCCUCUGUCUCGAGCCUCAACCUUCUCGAGAGUGUGUCUCGACUUUGCAUUCAAUUGAGGAUCUACGAGCUAAUCCACGAGCUGAACCUCCUUUGAAUUGCGACAUUACAACAUUUACAACAAUUACUCAUAAAUCUAGUAGGAAUAUCGACGACACCGAUGGUAUCAUUGACGAUUCGGAAACAAUGUCCUUAAAACCACUUUCAGACUCUCUUUCCUUACGAAUUCCGCCUUCCAUAGACCCUAAGCUGCCUCAUUCAUCCUACAUCACGAUGAAUGACGCUAAUCAAGUGAGACCAGCAUCCGUGGAGACUCAAUUUCUAUUGUCAGACGACACUAAUGUAGUGGGGCCCCGUCGUCUUCUCUAUUCCGGAGAUCUCUAUAAGGUUGGAAGUGACUUAUAA
Messenger RNA from Protopolystoma xenopodis, 846 nucleotides. The record is from the annotation of a GenBank genome assembly. NCBI's taxonomy places the organism in Eukaryota, Metazoa, Platyhelminthes, Monogenea, Polystomatidea, Polystomatidae.